UUAAAGUGAUUCGACAACAAAUACAUGUAAAUAUGCAAGCCGCUUACGAACGACUACAUAGGUUUCCUCUUAAUCUCCUCCUUUCAUCGUCUCUGAUUUCAUUUUUCCCACCUUCUUUCGUCUUUCUCUUCUUUUCUCUUUCAAAUCGUCCUGCUAUAAACCAGCCACCGGCUAAAGUUUUUCUUUUUUCUUUUUUUUUUUUCAUCAAUGUUUUACUGAAGGCCAGCUAUUUCAAUCUGUAGCAGCAGUCUUCCACUGAUGUGGAUUGUUAAAGUACAAAAAUAGAACAAAUUACUCAAAUAUUAUACACAAACAUAAACACGUAAACACACGUGCAUGCUUGCAAACGUACAUAAACUUCAGACAUAUAUUCAUAUAUGCGCACGCUUUUAUCGUAUUGUAAACACACGCGCUGACACACCAACACUAACACACAUUUUCUAUCUUUAACCCUCACACGCACAUAACUCUGGUAUUUACGCGUGUAUAUUUGCAUAUACCUCUUUAAACAUAUAUAUAUAUCUUUGCAUGUAUUCACACAAGGCACGUCAAGAAGAGAGAACAAUACAAAAAAGUAUUUAGGCAAUCCAACUGCUUAGUAAUUAACAAGCAUAAAUCGACCAUGGAGGUCCUUUUCUGAGAAAAUUACCGAUAAGUUUACCAGUCGGUGGGUUAAGCAUGUGAGAAUUCCUGUAGACUCAGCGGAAUCUUUACCUGACCUCGAAGAGAAAACGGUUCUCGUUGACAACUUAUCCGUGAUUUUUAUUACUCUUUAUUUUCAUAAGUUGUUUCCGAGAGAAAAGAAUCGCUCACACAACCCUACCACCACCAGCAAAAGCACCUUAUCUAUCUAUCUAUAUAUCUAUCUAUUUAUUUAUAUAUCUAUCUAUCUUCAUAUUCUCCCCCCCCCCGCCUCCUUUUAUUGUUUUUUUUUGUUUCGUUUAUAGAAAAUUAUUAAAAAUUAAAAUUUAAAUCCGAUGAAAAGGAAGCGAAAAAAAUAAAACAAACUAACAAUAAUGACGGUUAAAAAAAAUAAUGAAGCCUUUGGAUUUUUACUGAACUUUUACUUCGUCUAAUUAAAAAAAAAGACCAAGUUAGGAUAAAAGAAAAAGUGGAAUUUAACUGCAACAAUGCCUGUCCGAAGAGGCAGAAGGACAGCCGGUAAUAGGUUUCUGGAUACUAUAAUAAACCGAGUUGAAGGAUCCGGUAACUUUGUACUUGGAAAUGCAAAGUCCGAUGGCCUACCAGUUGUGUACUGCUCAGAAGGAUUCUUUGAGAUUACUGGCUUCCGACGAAGCCAAGUAAUUGGCAAGCGGUGUAGUUGCAGUUUCCUCUAUGGAGCCCUUACAAAAGAGGAAUCAAAGCAAAAGGUUGAAGAUGCUCUUAUCUAUCAACAGGAAACGAAAGUCAAUAUCUGCCUUUAUACCAAAUAUGGAAAUCCAUUUUGGUGUCAGGUGGAAAUCAUUCCAAUCACAAAUGAAAACCAAGAAGUAGUUCUUUUCUUAGUAUCUUUUUACCAGAACAUGCCAAAUGACCAAAAUAUAGAAUCCGAAAUCACAGAACACGAUCCUGAUAUCUUAUCAAGUCCAACAAAUGAAUCACAUUUCCAAAAACGAAAACGGAGAGGAAGACAAGUACUCUUUAAUCUUUCAAAACAGUUUAAGUCCAGUAGGAAAAAGAUGUCCCAGUUAGACAAGCUGCAAGAGGCUGUAUCUGGUCAACAGACUGUGCCAGAGUACAAAGUGGAAGUCCAAAAGAAAGGCAAAGGAAUAAUUCUUCAUUAUGGCUUUGUGAAAGUCCUCUGGGAUUGGUUAAUUAUGCUAUGUACCUUUUACAUUGCUAUUAUGGUACCUUUCAAUGCUGCAUUUAUUGUCGGAGAAUUUGUCAGGACCACAAUUUAUGCUGAUGUUGCAGUGGAGAUCAUUUUUGGAAUUGAUAUCAUUUUGAAUUUCCGAACAACGUAUGUCAGUAAUACUGGUCAAGUGAUUUAUGAUGGAAAACUUAUUGCUUUGAACUACAUAAAACAAUGGUUUCUCAUGGAUCUUCUGGCUGCUAUUCCUUUUGAUUUACUUUAUGCUUUUCAAGUAGAAACGGGUACUCUUAUUCCAUUGCUGAAGGUUGCCAGAUUACUGAGAUUAAUACGGUUGUUCCAGAAAAUGGACCGUUACUCACAAUAUGGAAGUGUUGUGAUAAUCCUGUUGCUGUCCAUGUUUACUUUAACAGCUCACUGGUUAGCUUGCGUUUGGUACAGCAUAGGGAAAUUUGAACUACAGAAACAUCCAACAAGCUGGAGGAUAGGCUGGCUGAAUGAAUUGGCGGAUACAUUAAACAGACCUAUUAUGAAUCGCACACAUUUACCUGAUAUGUGGAGUUGUUACUUAACAGCUCUCUAUUUCACUUGUAGUAGUUUAACUACAGUAGGCUUUGGUAAUGUAUCAGCCAAUACAAAUGCUGAGAAGAUCUUCUCUGUUUGUGCAAUGCUCAUUGGUGCAAUGAUGUAUGCUUUGGUGUUUGGUAAUGUGACUGCUAUUGUGCAGAGAGCUUAUGCGAGAAGAGCUACAUUUCACAUGAAAACUAACGACUUAAAGGAAUUCUAUCACACUUACAAUAUUCCGAAACCUUUGAAGCAUCGAAUCCAAGACUAUUUUCAGAGUAUGUGGACAAUGAAUAAUGGAAUCAAUCUAAAUGAGUUAUUUUAUGAAUUCCCAGAUGAAAUGAAAGGUGAAAUAUCAAUGCAUCUUCAUAAAGAGAUUUUGUCUUUGCCAUUGUUUAAAUGUGCUACUCAUGGAUGUAUGAAGGCAAUAUCCUUACAAAUUCGACGUACUUUCUGUGCACCCGGCGAAUACUUGAUUCAUCGAGGUGAUGCCAUUAGCUAUCUUUACUUCAUCCUUAGUGGUUCUCUGGAGAUUCUCAAAGAUGACAAAGUGGUGGCACUAUUAGGUAAAGGUGAUCUAUUUGGUAUUGACCUCCAAUUUGAAGAUCCAGUCGCUAGUUCCAGUUGCAGUGUGAAAUCGUUGACGUACUGUGAACUUCAGUGUAUCAACCUAAUGGGAUUUAUCAGUGUCUUGUCAUUAUAUCCUUCUGUAGCAGAAAAAAUUGCUAAUGCUGUCCAGCAGGAACUUACCUUCAAUCUCAAAGAUUGUGAAAUUGAUUUAGAAGCAGAGAAUAAUUUUGAUAAUACAAGGCCCUCCAUAGUUGAUGGUGAUGAUAGAAAUAACUGCAACAAUUCGGUAAUAGUGCCACGUUAUCUGCUUCCUGGAUCAGGUGAUAUUGAUAAUUUUGGAAGAAACAACUUAAUUCGAAGAUGGCUACAGAAAAGGAACACAUUUCCAAAACUUCAAAAACAACAACAAAGAAGAACUUCUAUGCCAGUACCAAGAAAUAAUGCCAGCUUCUCAUCUUCCAGUACAAUUUCCAGGGAGGACAUGGAAAUUGGAAAUAAUGCACACAUAAAAGGAAAAGUAAACUUCCAAAAUGUUGUGGAAAGAAUCACAAAACGUAAGAAUAUACAGAAUACAUUAAGGAGAAAAAUACAAGAAAUGAAAAAACUUAAAACUCAAAAAGAAGACAGUCAAAAAAAUCUUGAAAGCAGUUCACUAGAAAAGUGUCAAAUGAAAGAGCAGAUAAUCUGUCUAUCAGAAGAAAUGAACAGAGUUCAUCAUGAGGUGCGAUCAGCUUUACAUCUCUUGUGUGAACUUACCAAUAAAUCAAUCAACAGUGUCAUGGAACAAGUAACUGUUCCUGAGGUGAAGAUUAUCAGAGAUUGCCCAAGGGACAGUAUUGAUUACAACCCAGACUCCCAAAUAAGUGAGUGUACUGAUGAUAAUCCUCCCAUUCCUAGCUCUCCACGACUCAUAAUUAGUUCAAAGGCAUUGGCAGACCUGACAAAUACAGAUUUUUCAGAUAUUUCAAAAGAAGAUAAUUUAGAAGAUUCAUCUGUAAAUAAAAAGGUGUUGCAGCUUGAGGCACCAACCCAUCAGGAAGACACACGCCAUGAAAUUUCUCCACAGGUGGCACCAAGGAAGAGUAAAGAAGCUAAUAGAAAAAGCAGUGAAAGUCCACAAAUCAGUGUCAUAUUUGAGCCGAAUUCUACAAAACUAAAUUGUCCAGUUAAUUCCAAUGUUGACAUUUUAAGAAACAGAGGCCAUUCAGACAGACCUCAAAGAGCAGCAGCUGAGUCCAGCAGUGCUAACCUCACAAAACCACUGCCUUUAGGAUUAACAAAUUUUCCAUUUGCAGAUGAAGACAAUGAAAAGAAAUCUAUUGUAACUGAAAUGACAAAUGUGUAGG
Molecule: messenger RNA, 4290 nt
Organism: Octopus bimaculoides (California two-spot octopus)
Lineage: Eukaryota; Metazoa; Mollusca; Cephalopoda; Octopoda; Octopodidae
Product: voltage-gated delayed rectifier potassium channel KCNH8
Biological process (GO): potassium ion transmembrane transport; regulation of membrane potential
Cellular component (GO): plasma membrane
Molecular function (GO): voltage-gated potassium channel activity
Source: RefSeq, a predicted model, not a curated record